This is a messenger RNA of Talaromyces proteolyticus, 771 nucleotides long. RefSeq lists its product as uncharacterized. Lineage: Eukaryota; Fungi; Ascomycota; Eurotiomycetes; Eurotiales; Trichocomaceae. The record is from RefSeq and is a predicted model, not a curated record. The coding region runs from base 1 to 771 and encodes 256 amino acids. The transcript has a single exon.
AUGCUGAAAACGCUGACAAACCCCGACCUUCCAAAGCAUGCCCAAGUAUUGCGGUACGUACUUGGACUGUGGGUGAAACCUGCUGUGAAUGAGAGUGGCUUUGAUCUACACAUUCGGGAUCCCGACAGCGGCCACGAAGAUGAAUGCUUAAAGCAUGCUAUACAACAGCUCUCUAAUCUUACAACAUUAAUCUUAGACUUUGGCCUUGGCAAUCGCACGGCAUCACAAAGGAAUAACCGAGAAAUCGCACGAAAGAGAAGAGUAACAACUUCUCAAAGUUCUCGCCUUCGCGCCGCCCUCAGUGCACUGUCAAGCAGCGAGGAUUUAUUAACGAACAUGGAAAUGAGGUCGUACAAUUACGGGCCUGUAGAUGAUGAUUUGAAAUCUAUCAAUUUUACAGGGAAUGCGCUGUCUAAAAUUACAUCUCUGUCUCUAUAUGACUGCUUUACGUGGUACAACCGGACAUUUCCACACCUUAACAUUCCUUCACUGCGAAGCCUAUAUCUUCGUCAUACCGCAGUGCGAGUUCCCAUCCUGGAAGAUUUUACUCAGCGUCAUCGGAAAACUCUCCGUUCUUUAAAGAUGGAAAAAUUCUGGCUCACCUGGCGUGAAAAUGACUCUAAACCCCAGGAUAUAUUUACAACUGAGAAACUCCUGGCAUUUGAACGCAUCGCAAAGCUAGAUAUUCUGAAAACGGUGCGACUUAGGCGUGUAUUACAGUCUUUCCGGAAACUGGUGUCACCAGAUUAUACUCUUUGUUUCUUUCCGUAA